UUCCCGGCCUCUGCCUAUGUCCGGAGCCACUUUGGCUCUAGCCUCACUUGCUGAAGCACGAGGUCCCGAUCGCCUGUUGCCCCCCACCCUUCAAGUAAGACUUCGGCUGCCGUUCUUGUCUGACGAGAUGGCGUGCUUCAGCUGCUUCUCUGGGCUCUUCUCCUCCGCUCGUCACAGCGGCGCGGCCGCGCAGCCAGAGAAGCUGCAGGAAGACCUGCGCGACGGGUGCGGCGCUGUCGACGGGGCGCAGGUGCUCCUCACGGAGCCCGCGGAGGCAGUGGCAGCGGCACCAGCCGACGAGGAGCUGGACAGCGCGGUCGCGGAGGCGCCGCCGACGGCAGCCGAGGCCGACCCCGAGCGCCUGGCCACGCAGAGCUCCUGCAUGGGCACGGCCAGCAUCCCGCCCGCGGCGCCGGAGACCGCAGCGGAGGCCCUGGCGGCGCCGGCGCACUUCGAGGGCUCGGACGCGGAGGACGGCGCGACCGGCCGGGCCGCGAAGGGCUGCUGCGUGCCGCGCGCGGGGCGCCGGCGCAACAGGGGCGCCAAGGCGGUGAAGCGCGAGGGCCAGGAGGCCACCCCGAAGGUCGCCGAGCAAGAAAACGCUCACAAGGCGGUGAAGCACGAGGGCCAGGAGGCCACCCCGAAGGAGGCCGACUCGGCGCACGAUGGCAGCCCCGGGAUCACGGGCAGGACCACGGCGUCGGCGGGUGCGUGAGGACAGAGCUGCCAGCCACCGGCGCUGCAGCGGGACGGCCCCGUGCAUCUCUUGCGCUCGCAGCGCGAGGUUGGUUGGCUGGCGAUGGGGGAUAGGGCUGAUAGGGCCUCCCAAGUGUGGAUGCAGGCGUUGCCCGCUGGCGAAUCGUCGCGCCGCUGCGAACGAAAAGUGUGUGUCGGUGUGCUUCGAUCCUCCCGAUAGGACCAGGCGGCUGCAGGGCGCGCAAGUAAUUAGUUUGGCCUCUUGGCCAAAGUGAAUCAUGCCUUCAUUCUAGAGCGUCAAGUAAUGUAUCAUAUUCUUCCUGUCCAGGGCUGGGGUGACCCCAACCUGGUGGGCAGAUACAUUGUCAUGCAUGUGCUGGCAGGCGUGGAAUGACCACGUUCUGCUCGCCACUUACGUACCCAGUGCUCUUAGGCUGACCCCCAUCGAGGGUUCAGGGCCGAGAGUGUUGCGUACGAGUGUAAGUCAUCUUUGCACCCCGAGAGGGCCUCGCGCAUCGCGCAUCGAAGCGUCGGUCUCGGACAGGAUGGAGAAAGUGAAUUUGAUCCCAAUGUCUGUCGAUGUUGCAUUGUUGAAGUCUGCAAUGAUAUGUCGAUAUGUCGCGCAACGUUGCGACUUGGUAUGCCAUACAGUGGUAGGCUAUGGCUUGCCACGCUAUGCAAUACCAUGAUCAGCAGCCAGUGUAUGGUUUGCAGUGCGCACCCGUGUCGUGUUUGGCUCAGCUACCCGUGUCAUGUUCUAGGUUGUGCUAUCAAUCUUGCGGCAAGGGACCCAA
Molecule: messenger RNA, 1490 nt
Organism: Prorocentrum cordatum
Lineage: Eukaryota; Dinophyceae; Prorocentrales; Prorocentraceae
Source: the annotation of a GenBank genome assembly